AUCACGAGUUGGAAAUUCAGUCUCUUGUGUGCUUUAAUUCACCUUUCGAGCUGUCCCUGUAGUAGUGGUAUAUCAACCGCGAUGGAUAGAGGCUACAACUUUGAUUACAGCUUUGAAUGUCCUCUGGAGGUGGCUGUAAAUCAACUCUUUUCGUGUUCUUUAGCGGUUAAUCGAGGCCAACAACUCAUUGCUACCGUUCAGUUUGAAGGUCAAGCUCCACUGAACUUUAUAUUUAAAGAAAAUAUGAUUUUUCCUUUGGCUCUCCACUCUUUGCGUUCCUUCAAAAAUCAGUUUAUCCCCUGCAGUGGAGCCAUGUCCAUGACAUAUACUUUCAACAGUUUUCCUGAAGGAAAAAUAAUUCGCAUUGUUAUUGCAAACAACCACCAAGACGUUAGGUUCGAUGUUCAAAUCGACAUAGAGCUUCCCCGCGUCCAAUUCUUUUACGGUUCAUUUGACCAAGAGGGAAACUAUUCGGUCAGGGCGAUUUUAGACUCCUAUGUUGGUGAGAAAAUUGCGGCUACGAGGCUAACGGAGGUUAGAGUUGCUGUUAGUGCGCUCAAAUCCACCCCAAUUCCAACGUUAAAACAGGAACCCCCCAAAAUUACGGCCACUUCAGUGUUGGCAGUCGAAAGUGGUGGAUACGUUAGCGGCUGUGGUGAACAUUACAACGUCUUUGCCAAUGAUACAGCUCUUUACUUCAACUUUAAAGUAGAGGGUAAUGUAAUGAAAAUAAGGUAUCGUUUCACUCAAUACAGCGAUCCCAACCAGUUUUACCAAGAAGAGGUGCAAAAUGGGGCUUAUCAGUUUCAAGCCAAGUUAGCAAGAGGAUUAUACGUUCUUUCUGCUACCAUCUCUGGACCCGAUGGUGAAAGUACCGAAGCUCACAGAAUUUUUGAAAUCGAAGACCCAACAGACCAUGCAAUGAUUUGUAAAAGAUUUGAUCAAAACCAAAACGCGUCCUUUACAAUUUUUCCGUCAUUUUCAAAGCCCUCACUAAAAGCAGUGGGAUUUAGAAUUUUUAACGAAUCUGGACGAUUUCAUUUUGUAAAGUGGAUGAAGCAGGAUGUCUGUUUUUCUCCAGAAGUUAUACCACAUCCGGAAAUCCCUUCCAUUGUCACGGCGAAUGUUGAUUCAUUCAUCGUUAAGGUGAUCUGUUUAGAAGAUGGGAAGAGCUUUGAAAUUUUAGCAGCAGGUAAAAGAGUUUGUCUUCCAAAAGCAGAAUUGAACACUAAUUAUUUGUAUACUUUGAUUAUAUACGGAAGCAAUAAGAGAUAUAUUCACCGUGAUAGACACAACAUCCUAGUUGCCAAUGAGUCAGCUAUGAAUGUGGUCAUCAAUUCGGUAAUUUCUUCACCUGAAGAAACCGUUCUAACUGGUACCUGCAAUCAGGUUAUCUGCUCACGAAACAGAAUUUCUCAAUGGGAACUCACCAUGUCAUAUCCCAAAUUCACUUUCUGGAAGUUGAGUGACGAGGAAAUGCAAAACUACACUGACGGUCGAACAAGAAGUACUUUGAUUAUCUCGCCACAACUGCUACUUCAACUACCAAGGGGAACGUAUUUACUAGCCUGUCUGAUAAUUCAAGAGACGGUUUCAAUAAAAAUCAAAGUGUGUGAACAGUACACAGUUAGCAUGGCUAAAAAAUGCGAUUCGUGUUACUUAAAUGCUUCAAAUAUGAUUGAUGAUUUUCAAAAGGUGUGUGUCAACUGUAGCUGUACUUCCUCUCAGGGUGAUACCUUUGAGUUUUAUACAAUGACGAAUUCGGGAACGCAAUCAAUAGCAUUUGGAGAUAGACCAUUGUUCUGCAGUUAUCUUCCUGCCUCGGAUGAUGCUGUUACGCCUUGCAUUCGAAGUCUGCCAGGAUCGAUGGUCAAUAUCCGCAAGUGCUUUCAUCAAAUUAAACUAACAGACAAGCUAGUUGAGGCCAUAGAAGGCAUCUCGCUUGCACAGAAUGAAUCUCUCUUACCACUUACCUCAGCCUUGGAAGCACUUGCAAAUACCUCUAAGGAUAUGUCAUAUUACACGGUGAAUCGACUGGGUGCGAAGUUGAAAAAUUUGACUCCAGUUUUGAAGCAGAUAUUAUCCCUUUCGUCGCGUGAUGAUAUAUUCCUAAUUAGUCAAAGACUGAUGCAAUUCCAAUUACUUCUCACGCAGGGAAUGAGUCUGCAGUAUAAAGAUCCUCUUCCGAGCCUUAAGGACCGCGAGUUGAAGACACUUGACUACGACACGGAUAUAGACAGUGAUCAAAUAGCAACUGGAGGCACUCUAAUAUCCAAGAGUAUUAAAGAUGAUCAACGAGAAUCUGCAAAGUCAAUGGCUGCAACUUUUGAAUACUUGAAUCAAGCCUUAGCUACGGUACUGCAUGAAGUUCUUAUUUCAGGAGGUUCCGCACUGGAAAUUGCCUCUAAUACUGCAGGAACAGUCUCUUUCUGUCGUGUGGAUAGUAGUGAUAUCGAAGAUAAACAAAAUUCCUGUGGCUUUUUGACAUCAUUCUUCUUCAAGUUACCCUCAAAUGGUAAUCAGUCAGACUUUUUAAUUAGGACGAGUAAUACAAGCAGUGACGUCUACAAUUUCUUUGGUGAUGCUCAUGAAGGUCCACAAUCAGAUCUUCUUUCCUUCUCAGUGUAUUCUAAAUUAAAUGACCAGAAAGGUAACUUGUCAAUAAUAUUACAACACCUUUCCAAGAGAGUCAGUGAAAGUAACGGUUACGUCAAUGAUGCGGAACAACUCUACUUGGCAGAUCCACUAGUAGCUAUCGAUGGUUCACUGAUACAUCAAUCGUUAAUAAUGCACUCUUAUGAGGUGGAUGAUACCGAAAAUACCGGUUUUGUGUUUCAACUAGAACCAAAUGAGAUUUCUUCUUGUCCGCAAUACUUGGUCAUAGCAAGAUUCGUCAUUCCACCCAAUUUGCGCCAGCUGGAUCACUUUGGUCAGUUCUUCUGGACUAUGCUUCCUACUUCGAUCUCAAAAUGCAAUUCUAGCAAGAGUGAAGAAGAGGCGCUCCUGGAUUACGCUUUAUAUAUGCAAUCUAUUCAAUUAACGAAACUGAAAUCAGAUGCCUUCAGACGGACUAAGCAUAUGCGACUCAAGGCAUCAGAGGUCAAUCGACUUUAUAUUGGAUACAGGGAGUUAACUGUUGAGGAGCAUGACCUCUAUAAUGAAAUGAAUCCACCUCCGAUUCCUUAUCACCUCACCAAUCAGAUUAACACUACGGCACAUGUUUCUGUCGGUAAUUAA
Rodentolepis nana is the source of this 3237-nucleotide messenger RNA. The record is from the annotation of a GenBank genome assembly. NCBI's taxonomy places the organism in Eukaryota, Metazoa, Platyhelminthes, Cestoda, Cyclophyllidea, Hymenolepididae.